Dioszegia hungarica is the source of this 600-nucleotide messenger RNA. RefSeq lists its product as uncharacterized. The record is from RefSeq and is a predicted model, not a curated record. NCBI's taxonomy places the organism in Eukaryota, Fungi, Basidiomycota, Tremellomycetes, Tremellales, Bulleribasidiaceae. Bases 1 to 600 code for a protein of 199 amino acids. Gene Ontology annotation, biological process: protein import into nucleus. The transcript is spliced from 5 exons. Gene Ontology annotation, cellular component: nuclear pore central transport channel.
AUGGCAAUGCACCCUUCUCGUCAGGCGGCGCUGGGUCUCGCUCCCGGACCCGCACCAGCUGCUCGAGGGAAUCUGCAGACAUCGAAGGGAAAGCAGCCAGAGAGACCAUACAUCGGUCCUUGGUCCUCUCACGCCCUGGACGCAGCUUCGCAUGGCGCUAUAGCGUUCUGCCAAAUAUACUAUGAGGCGUACGACGAGCCCACUCGGCGCGAUACGGAAAUCCCGCAGCUCUUCCUCCCUCAAGCCAAAGUAGUCUGGAACGGUAACCCCGUCCCCGCCGACCUCCCCAACUUUAUGGGGUUCCUCAAAGGCGUUCCUCUUUCGCGACAUGAUCUCCAGACGUUAGACUGCCACCCCAUACCAGUCCUUGACCCAGCCGCCCCACCCUCCAGCGCCCCCGAUAUCAUCGUCAACGUCACCGGCUCGGUCUUGCACGGUCCACACGUCCUCGCGGGUUUCAAUGAUGCCCAGGCUACCCAUGCGCCUCAGAAUCACCCACGGAAGUUUCACGAGAUGUUUAUGCUUCGUGCGGCGGAGCAGGGAGAAGGGAUGCAGCCCAAGUACGCUAUCCACAGCUCGAACUUCCGCUUCAUCGGGUAG